AUGUCUUGGUUCGACGAAGACCACGAUAACGCCCAGGCCCACCGCGAGGUCAACGAGACCGAAGGCCACAAGGGACACUGGUCUCACGACCUCAUCGGUGGUGCCGCCGCCUACGAGGCCAUGAAGGCCUACAACGACCACCAGGAGAAGAACGGAAAGCCCCAGAGCCAUUCUCAGGCUAAGGAGAUUGCCGCUGGUUUCGCCGCCGCUGCUGUCACUCAGCUCUUCGAGACCAAGGGUCUCGACUUCAUUGAUCGCCAGAAGGCUGAGUACCACGCCAAGAAGCAGGCUGAGGAGGCUAUUGAGCGUCACUACUAA
Messenger RNA from Aspergillus bombycis, 318 nucleotides. RefSeq names its product DUF3759 domain-containing protein. The record is from RefSeq and is a predicted model, not a curated record. The transcript has 3 exons. The coding region runs from base 1 to 318 and encodes 105 amino acids. Lineage: Eukaryota; Fungi; Ascomycota; Eurotiomycetes; Eurotiales; Aspergillaceae.